Hyposmocoma kahamanoa is the source of this 1573-nucleotide messenger RNA. RefSeq names its product transcription initiation factor IIB (gene TfIIB). Bases 1 to 948 code for a protein of 315 amino acids. The record is from RefSeq and is a predicted model, not a curated record. The transcript is spliced from 5 exons. NCBI's taxonomy places the organism in Eukaryota, Metazoa, Arthropoda, Insecta, Lepidoptera, Cosmopterigidae. Gene Ontology annotation, cellular component: nucleus; transcription preinitiation complex. Gene Ontology annotation, biological process: transcription preinitiation complex assembly; transcription initiation at RNA polymerase II promoter. Gene Ontology annotation, molecular function: RNA polymerase II general transcription initiation factor activity; TBP-class protein binding.
AUGGCGAGCACGUCGAGAGUCGAGGCGAAUAGAGUGGUGUGCUAUGCACAUCCUGACGCGCCGCUCAUCGAGGACUACCGGGCAGGGGACAUGAUAUGUUCGGAAUGCGGCCUCGUGGUUGGCGACAGAGUUAUAGAUGUUGGUUCUGAAUGGCGUACAUUCAGUAAUGAGAAGUCUGGUGUUGACCCUUCCCGUGUGGGUGGUCCGGAGAAUCCUUUACUAUCAGGUGGAGAUCUUUCCACAAUCAUUGGUCCUGGUCGAGGAGAUGCAUCAUUUGACAGUUUUGGAGUAUCCAAGUAUCAGAACAGGAGGAAUAUAAGCAGUACUGAUCGGGCACUGAUUAAUGCAUUCAGAGAAAUAAAUACAAUGGCUGAUCGCAUAAAUUUACCGAAAACAAUUGUGGACAGAGCCAAUAAUUUGUUUAAACAGGUGCAUGAUGGCAAAAACUUAAAAGGAAGAGCGAACGAUGCCAUUGCGUCCGCCUGUCUCUACAUCGCGUGCCGACAAGAGGGCGUACCGCGUACUUUCAAGGAAAUCUGCGCCGUCAGCAAAAUCAGCAAGAAAGAGAUCGGCAGAUGUUUCAAACUCAUCCUCAAGGCAUUGGAGACUUCAGUAGAUCUGAUUACAACAGCUGAUUUCAUGUCUCGGUUUUGCUCGAAUCUGGGACUGCCGAAUUCGGUGCAGCGCGCGGCGACGCAUAUUGCGAGGAAGGCUGGCGAGCUGGAUAUUGUGUCCGGACGGAGCCCUAUUUCUGUCGCAGCAGCCGCUAUUUAUAUGGCCUCACAGGCGUCAGAAGAUAAACGCAGCCAAAAAGAGAUCGGAGACAUUGCUGGCGUGGCUGACGUUACGAUCAGACAGUCGUACAAACUCAUGUACCCGUUUGCGGCGAAACUCUUCCCCGAAGAUUUCAAGUUCGCCACGCCAAUCGAAUUCCUUCCGCAAAUGUAGUUGGUGUGUACUUUUGUAUAUUUUCCUUUUGUUGUAGUUCUCAUGGGUAUUGUAAAAAUGGUUGUUAUGCUGCAAUCCAGUGCAUCUGAUGAGGGGGUUAUCGUUCAUACCGUGACACCAUAUAGGCACCGCUUCGCAAUAAAAUGGAGUAUUGAAUCGUGGUCUAAUGUCCAUUUGCACUAUAUUUAAGUACGCUUAACCAGUUCAUGGACAGUAUUUAAAUAGCUCACAAAAAUGUCACUAGUUUUCUUUGAGCCGUAGCACUUAUAUCGAUUCAAUAUAAAAUAUUCAAUGUAAAUUAAAUGAAUGAAAUUUGUUGUUGGUAUAUCUUUAUGAAGAGGCAGUAAGUGGUAAACUAAAUGGGGUAAGUACCCCGUAUUAUCAUAUUCUGAUAUUCAAUUGUAAAGUAAACGCUGUUACUGUCCAUGAACGGGUUUUUUUAUCCCUCCUUCCACCCCCCCGAUAUUCAUUAUUCGGGGUCCCCAUGAGCAGGUGAAAUAUGAUAAGGCACUAACACAAUGUAUUAAGAGUGUUUUGCAUUACAAGCAUUGGUUUAAUUAAGACUUGCAAGUUUAGUGCAACUGGAUAUUAAUGCUUUAUAUUUUAAAGACAUGCUCUCGGUCAU